GCAGCAGGGCAGCAGGGAUUGCAAAAAUCAAAAAUCCUGAACAUGGAUAUGUCGUCGCCCGAGUCAGGAUGCAACGCCCUCCUCGCGUUAAAAAACUCUGCAUUAAACAUCAUGAAAAAAAUGUUAGACAGGAAAAACGAGGAAGAGGUGCGGAUUAGAGUGACUGAGAAGCACCUGGGAGAAUUGCAUUCUAAUAUUAAAAUGGAGGGGGAGAAAAUCAAGAAUCUAGAAGCUGAGCUGCAGUCCGAAAAGCGCUACCUCGAGAACAGCGAAACUACACUGAACACGCUUCAAAAUUCUCAUGAUAGCUUGGAACAGCAAGUAGGCGAAUUAGAAGAACAACUAGUAAGAGAACGCAAAGCGACAAUUCGCGAGAAGGACGAUUGUGACACUUUCAUGAACAAUGUUCGCACAGACUACAACAAACAGCUCGAGCUCAUUUGCAGCAUCAAGGAUAGUUUCGGAAUUUUGCAAUUUGAACGCAACGUGGAAUCUCUGAAGGGAUCUCACACUGAGAAGAUGCGAUAUCUGCAACGCUUACGAGCAGAGAUAGAUCACCUGAAGGAACACAAAAAUUUUAGUAAAAGUGACGACCAGAACCAGUUUAUAGUGCAGCUAGCAAAGACGAAGCUGAAUACCGAAAAACUGAGAGAGGAGCUGAGUAAGGAAGAGAGAGAAAUUGUCUCACUUCAGACUACCAGAGAUGAACUGCUGAAGCAGAAGGAACACGAAAAGACCCUAGCAACCAGAAUGAAAACCACGAGUUCUCUACAGAUACCAGCUCUUCCGAAACUGCGACGUUUUGAGAUGCCAUCACUGCUGCCAAAAUGUAGUUUCCCAUCAACAGCAUCCAGAACUGCACCAAUGCCAACGAAAGCAAUCAACUUCCGGCUUCCUGCACUCAAGCCAUUCAGCCGCAGUAAACUACCAGCCAUAUCUUCUACAAUGGCAGAACAGAUAGUCCAACGUGUGGCUGCUGUUCAGCCCAAGAGUGCCUUCAACGUGCAAGGAAUUAAAUCUAGCAAUCAUCAGGAAGAGGCUGCUACAGAAAAACUCGGUCAUUACACUGUCCGACGAGACACACAGAGGACAUCACCACUCUUGAAACGCACUCCUCUGGAUAAAAUCGGCGAUACCUUAAAGUCUGAAAAGAGACAGAAGGUUGACCAGGAAGUUCAAGAUGGCACCACAAGUCAGAACAGGACCCUCCAGGCAUGUAAAGUCAACGGUGGUAAUAUUCUGGAAGAACCCCAGCCCUCGGCAGCUCCCCAGUAUAAGCCAGAUAGCAACACCGUAGUAGGCUCUGUUGACAAUGUGGGAAGCCCUCUUCCGAGCUCUCCUUCCAUGAGCCAAUCGCAGUACCUUGCACUGUUGAGAACCGCACCGGAGUCACCGGAAAGCCGAGAGAGGGGUACCGCAGGAAGGGAACCGUUACUACUCUGGACUACGAGUACCCCGAAGGGUCACCACACGACGCAGAACGAAGACGAGGCACUUCCGACGCACAGAUCCUUUGGAGGGGAGUCGGACAUAUUUGCGGAGCUGGAGGACACCCGUCCCCAAACUCCGGCUGAACAAUUUAACAUGUUUGGGGAUACGGACGAAGAUAAAGCCGGAGGGUCCGUCGCAUUUGCAUUUACUUUCACGGGGUCAAGGAAAUCUGGACCAACAACACUGUUUUGAGAACAUUCACUAUUUAUUGCCCGUCUCUCGGGUGUGUACGCACGUAUUUACUUUCACAUUACCAGUCCUACCAUUAGUAUAGCAUUAUAUCGCAUUUUCCGGUGCUAUUCUUAAUGGAGCAUUAAGCUAUCUAACUGUAAUCUUCCAGUUAUUUGCUAAAGCAUAUUACAUUUUCCCGUAGACUGGUUAAGGGAGCCUGUAAUAUGCAAUUAAUCGCGUAUGCAUCGCAGCUUUCCCACAUUUUGUUCUGUAUUGUUCAAAAUAAAUAA
Molecule: messenger RNA, 1952 nt
Organism: Ornithodoros turicata
Lineage: Eukaryota; Metazoa; Arthropoda; Arachnida; Ixodida; Argasidae
Exons: 2
Coding region: 43-1683 (546 amino acids)
Source: RefSeq, a predicted model, not a curated record